UACCCGUCCAGAAAAUUCCAUGGCAGACCCACAGCCACGUCUGUUGCCGCCAGGCUUUUUCUUAAACAGGUCACAAUCCGGAAAUGAGAGACAAAUAGAUGAGGCAAUUGAGCAUGUAACAACCGACGCUGCUGUGGCUGCUGCCGAUAGUUCCAACGGUCGUACUGAAACAGUAGGUGACUCGCUUGUAGCAGGCGAACCAGUCCGACGUCCAAGAGCGGAACCAGCGCUAGCGUCUAGGAGUCUCUCAUCACCACCAGAUGCGUCGUACAUUCAUGGGCCAGGAGCAAUGAACAUUACUGGCGGAAAUAUCAACAUUGGAGGAAACGUCAACUUUGGUGGUAGCACCACAAGUUCAAACAACCCCCAAAGUCCGACAUCCGAAGAUGUACAAAUGUCUGCAAGAGAUGAGUGGUCUUUCCGUCUUUAUGUACAAUCUAAAAUUGGUAGAGACAUCUGGACACUGGCAUCAAUGUUGGAGAUUGAUGAGGCAAAAGUGGAGUUUAUAAGAUCAGACUUUGUCCGUGAUCUCAGUGGAGCGUGUGGUGCCAUCCUCAAGAAAUAUAAAGAGCAAUGGAGAGGCAGUGCAGCUGAUGCAAAACGCAAUCUUAUAAGAGUACUAAGGGAUGAGCCAUUGCGUCGAAAUGACAUUGCAGAUAUACUUGCUACCCAGUAGUUGACGCAAGUGAAAAAUUCAUUUCAUAGCAGUGUUUGCGUAGGGUUACCAUAUGUUUAUAAACUUUCUUAAGUAAAUGUUUUAGAAGUGUGACUUUUAGCAUAGUGAAAAUUAUGUGUUUUAGCUUUAGCCAUUCUUUUCUUUGAUUUUUUGAUGUACCAGUGAUCGGAAUCCAGUAAGAAUCUUUGCCUCUCUCUUUGAUCUCUCGG
Molecule: messenger RNA, 885 nt
Organism: Corticium candelabrum
Lineage: Eukaryota; Metazoa; Porifera; Homoscleromorpha; Homosclerophorida; Plakinidae
Exons: 4
Coding region: 20-676 (218 amino acids)
Biological process (GO): signal transduction
Molecular function (GO): protein binding
Source: RefSeq, a predicted model, not a curated record